Molecule: messenger RNA, 1557 nt
Organism: Pocillopora damicornis (cauliflower coral)
Lineage: Eukaryota; Metazoa; Cnidaria; Anthozoa; Scleractinia; Pocilloporidae
Product: histamine H2 receptor-like
Biological process (GO): G protein-coupled receptor signaling pathway
Cellular component (GO): membrane
Molecular function (GO): G protein-coupled receptor activity
Source: RefSeq, a predicted model, not a curated record
UACAAGUGCACAUGUGUAGUCUUUUAUUGAAGGUAUACUGUGCUCAGCAGAGUCAUUUUUUUCUUAAAGAAAGUAAAGAUGACUAGCGGAAACGCAUGAUAUUGUCAUGAUUAGCGAGUCAUGACGUUCGUUGAACACGUCGGCUUAAGAUUUGAAUCAAGGAAAUUUCCUGGCAGAUUGAAAAUGUUUCGAAACUGGAAGAGGAAGCUUGCUUAUGCAUGUUUUGUUCAUCCUUACAGAGCGAGGAGAUCGUGAAUCAAGUGAAGCUCACGAAAAUUCUAAAAACCAUGUGCGACUUCGAGUUUAACCGCUCAAGGGAACACUGAAUUUUUGGACUAAAAUGGCAAAUCAUUUGCACUUCCAUAAUAUCUCCAACCGAUCGCUAGUAGAAAAUGAGAAAUAUCUGCUACAAGAGUUUGACAUUGGACGAUGCAUCCCUUCCGUUUGUUUGAUCUUUUUCUCGCUAUUGACGAACUCCAUUGUCGUCAUUUCUUACUCUUUGAACCACAAGAUGCGAACUACAACAAACACGAUGGUUUUGAAUCACUGCCUGGUGGACAUUCUCCUUGCCCUAUCGGAUAUUGCUUUUUAUCUCACACCAGCUUAUAUUCCAAGGCUUACGAAUAGCUACCUAUUUUGCGAAUUGUCGGUUUCUCUCGAUAGCCUGCUCAAGGCGGCGUCGAUCCUGAGCAUGAGUGGAAUAGCCAUCGAUAGAUACAUAAACCUGUUAAGACCUAGAAAAAAAAUGACAAAAAAGCAAACUGUAGCGUCCUUGAUAUGGUGCUGGAUGCAAUCUACAAUUGUAGCGAUUCCGUGGCACGCAAACUCUCUUAAGCAUCGAUCUGAAAACUCUCUCAGUCAGCUGGCUCUAGUUUGUCACACUCUUCCUCGCCUAUUUGAGGCGGGGAUGCCGUCGACUGCCUUGUCCAUUUUUCACAAGACUGUGUGCGUAAUGAUUCCUCAAAUGUGCAUCUAUUACGUUUCAUGCCGCGUUUUCAGCGCUCUGCGGCGAAGACGGAGGGUGAAAAUAAGAGACAGUUUACUUAGAGUUACCACAUGGCCCAAUUCCGCGAAUAGUUUUGUUGCACGUGCUCAGACAAAGUCGCCGAUCACUGCUAUGGUCCUGUUUCUGCUCUACGUACUUUGCACAGCACCGUUCGUUGUAGCGAUAGUUUGGACGAUGUUACCGGAAAAUCAGGUCCUUUCCUCAGGAGUGGCUUUCACUGUAUACUUCUUCUUUCGUCUCAAGGGAUCUUUAUUUCCGGUGCUGUAUAUUCUAAGAAACCGUGUAGUUUUAAAUUCGCUGCAGAGAUUUACGUGCUGCUCGAAUUUCUCAAGAUUUCAGAGCUGUGGAAUCUCAUUCGAUAAGCGUAAUUCAGGUAUCAACUCCUCCGGGUGGAACUGUGUUACAUCUAAACAAAUAGCAACAAAGGGUUUUCGACGGCGGGAACCCAUGCGGAAAGAAUCAAGUGCCUUCUACUCAAUCAAAAGUGCUAACGUAGAAUUGAACUUCACUGAUCUUAAAACUGCAACUGGAGAUUCUUCAUAAGGGGACGA